AUGAACCGCAUACCUUCCCCCGAAGGGCGGGAUGCGCUCCCGAUCCCGCACGCAACCGACGAACGCUCAUGGCGUCCUCCACACCCUCCGCCCUUUGACAGCCACCCGCCCGACUACCUCCGCCCUCUAUCGACUCGAAUAUACCCCGAUUUGCCCCACCAUGAGCUACCAGAAUUGACACAGGAGGGCCUGUAUGGUCGUUUCAAUGGCCUGCUCCCCCAGGCGCCCGUGCAUUUCCCCCAAUAUCCAAAUUUCCCUCACCCCAACCUUCACCCGCCGAUGAAUGUAGCGCCGCGUGAAGGCUCCCCAGACGAUCGUACUCGCAUGGGCUACUUACCCACAAAUCAGAUCAAUAGCGCUGAGUAUACGCUUUUCUCGGGCCCUCUGCCUCCAGCUUCACAUUCCACGGCACCCCUUCACCAAAUGGCUGCUGCCACGCCGCCAGGCCGGUACGAUCCGGCAUUUUACCAGUAUCAAAUAUAUGGAUCGCGCCAGCUCAAGACUGUUAGAGCCCAGCAGGCUUGUCAUCAAUGUCGAGCCAAGAAAGCAAAGUGUGAUGAGGGACAACCGAAUUGCAGCCACUGCAAAAAGAACGGCCUUACCUGUGUUUACAAAUCGCCGUCACCUCAAAAGCCAGAUAAGGCUACCCAGCUAGUAUUGGAUCGCUUCUUGCAGACGAAAGACCGUCUGGAUAUUCAAAUAUCGGAACUGUAUGCGAUCCAGCAGAAGCAUAGGUUAGUGCUGCAAAACUUGUUUCAGGGCAAUAAAUCAGCGCGGCCCAUUCAAGCCAUUGAGGAACAUUCUCUCGUCCCAACACCCGCCUUCGAUCAUGACCCGCCUCUAAAAGAGGUAUCAGAGACCCAUACCGCAGGGAAAAGUAUCCUGGAUCCCGUGGGCCAGGAUGUGGAGACUUUUGAAUAUGGUCAACAGCUGGGACCCGCGGAGCCGAUGUACGAUGACUCGACGACCGAGGCCGAGGGAGAGUAUUCCAUUCCCGUGGGUCACAAUAUAGCGGCUCACAAGCUAUUGAUGUGGCCCGCGAUCAAGAAACUGCUAUCCCCGAAGGGGUAUGACGAGGAUUAUGUGAUGCGAUUGGAAGAAGAGCGUGGCCUUAUCAGUAUAUAUGGUCAAGGUGAGAUCUCGUACACUGCUGAUGGCAGCCAAUUACCAAGGCAUGGCGGCUUCGACGGUGUUCGACCCGGUGGAGAUGGCGCGGGGCCAGAUUCCGACGUCGAGGUAGACAAGUUUGGUAACCUGAAGCUGGACGCUGCAACUGCUCAGCGUUACUAUGAAAGCUAUCUCGCCAACAUGUUCAAUCUCCACCCGUUCCUUGAGCAGGACGAACUCAAUAUGAAGGUCGAUACGUUCAUUAGAUGCUAUUGCCGCCCCAGUUCCUCUACGAGCUCCGCCACAGAUGACAAGCGAUCAGCUCAUGAUGGCCUGCCGCCAGCGAAACGGAAACGUUCCAAGGAGAAAUUGGGUGCGCCAGGUGAGUCCGUGGAGACUGUCUCUAACCCGCCGCGGCCACGCGUCGGAAAAAAUAUAGGAAAUGCCAUGAUCAUGCUGUGUCUUGCCCUUGGUGCGAUUUGCGAAGUUCCUGCUCCUCUUCCUGGGCCUAUCAUGGUUCACAGAAUUGAUUAUCGCAGCCAGCCCAUCCCUGGUUCCUUGUCGCCACUCCCCCCGAACGGGAUGUAUACCGCCAAUCAUGUGCUCUCGCCCGCAAAUCCCGCCGCAGUUAUCCAAAUGUCGCAUUCGCAUUCUCCGUAUGUGCUGCCAAUGCAACCUACUAGCCAGCCUUUUCCAGCCACGUUAGGUGAAACUCAAGGAAAUCUAUCAAGACGAUGUGUGUCAAUCACGCGUCAUGAACAAGGGAAUACGAGGAAUCAUCAGGUCAUUCCUGGCCUGGCUCUUUAUGGUUAUGCUACCGCGAUAUUAGGCCUUCUGCAAGGUGGUAACGAUUUAGAACAUGUUCAGACGGGGUUGCUCGCUGGUCUUUACGCUGGCCAAUUAGUCCAUCCUUUACAGAGUCACAGUUGGAUCUCCCAGGCCUCAAGGGCUUGUCAGGUACUUGUGGGAUCAAAGCGGUAUGAGAGACUCGAGGAGGGACCAGUGAAGGACCUUUAUAAGUUCGCCUAUUGGACCUGCUUGCAGCUGGAGAGUGACCUGCUCGUGGAGCUUGACGUUCCAGCGAGUGGCAUCUCGCGUUAUGAGGCUCGGAUGGGUCUUCCGAAAGGAAAAUUCACAAUCACUCAUCUCCCAGACGAUCCCAGCUCACCCGCAUCCAAGAUGAUACUGUACUACUUGGCUCAACUUCACCUGCACAAACUCCUUAAUCGUGUCCACACCUUUCUUUACAAGGUAGAAAAUCAAGGACAAACACGAUGGUCAUCAACUGUCCAAGAAGCCCUGAGCAUGAACCUUGAGCUUUGGCGCACAAGCUUGCCCGACAGCAUGAAGUGGAAAGAUUCCGACGAGCCAGCAGACGAAAUCAAUGCUGCUCGCAUGCGCGCCAAGUAUUAUGGUGCCCAGUACAUCAUCCAUCGACCUCUUCUCUACCACGCCCUGCACCACGGUCAUCCCGGGGCCCGCGUCGGCCCAUUUGGCCACAGCUCAAUGGAAUCAUCUACGUCGACGCAAGAAAUGUCCUCAAUGAUACAACAAAACAACAACCUCGCUGCAAACCUGAUGCCCAUGUCUAGCGGCACGGAUUCCACGUCAGCCGCGUCAGUCGCCCAUGGCUGGACUUCUCCCAAGGUCCAAUUAUGCGAGCUUCCGAAGAAGCUUCGCAUGGCCUGCAAGAUCUGCAUUGACUCUGUCAUCCAGAGUACGGAGGCUUUUGAUGGUGUAGGCGGACAUCGGUUGGUGGUUACCAACAUCUUCGGUACAGCACAUGCGCAGUUCGGCAACAUGCUCGUUCUGUCGGCCACCUACAUGUCCAGCCUGCACGAGCUCGUCGACGCAGAGCUCCUUGAGCGCCUUCUCAGACGCACAGUCGGCUUCCUCACGCAAAGCGAAAACAUCUCUCCCACCCUUCGCGCCGAUGCCCGCAUCCUCACUGAGGUCUACCAGAAUAUCUUCCAUCACGCUCUUGAGAUGAGCCCCCAACCGACAAAAAGGAAGUGA
Messenger RNA from Penicillium canescens, 3123 nucleotides. RefSeq lists its product as uncharacterized. The transcript has 3 exons. NCBI's taxonomy places the organism in Eukaryota, Fungi, Ascomycota, Eurotiomycetes, Eurotiales, Aspergillaceae. The record is from RefSeq and is a predicted model, not a curated record. Bases 1 to 3123 code for a protein of 1040 amino acids. Gene Ontology annotation, biological process: regulation of DNA-templated transcription. Gene Ontology annotation, molecular function: zinc ion binding; DNA-binding transcription factor activity, RNA polymerase II-specific.